AAUACAGCCUACCUAUUAUUUGUGCAUCGUGGUUUCGUCAGUGGAGCGUUGUGCGCGUGCCUUUCCACUCAAAAGGCAUGUUUUUACUAGAUCGCUUGUGUUUGCCGAUACAUUUCGUCGCAUGAAUUGCGGACUAUGUAGUGAUCAAACCGUAGCGUUUUUCCAGGGAACCACAACAGUAGGUCUUGUGUCAUUUGCUGCAGCCGGGAGUUGUGCCCCUCACCUCAUCAAAGCCGAAUCCGUCAUGACCUCUCUCCGCGCUUCCCAAAUACGCUAAAUGGGAUUUGUGGUCUGGCCGAGGUUCAACAGCAGCUGGAUAUCCGUUUCCAUUAUUUCUCUAAUGAGGACAGCGAUUAGAAUUUAAUUGAACAUCUCGUUCGCGCGUCUGUGAUUUAAGAAUCAAUCUCAGGACGCAUUAAAAGGUCCGCGCACAUGGGGGCGGGCAAGAGCAAGCCCAAGGAGCCCGGCCAGCGCUCCAUGAGCCUGGACGGGACCAUCGGCACCGGCUCGGACAGCGGACACUUCCACCACCUGGGGCCCGCCCAGCAGACCCAGACCCCCAACCGGAGCCCCGCGGCAGGGACGGGCCGGCGGGAGCACCGGGGGCAGCACCAGCACGCGCCCUCAAACACCCCGGAGCUGGCGCUGUUCGGAGGCGUGGACCACACGGGCACGCUCACCUCGCCCCAGAGGGGCCCGCUGUCAGGCGGUGUCACUACAUUCGUGGCCCUGUAUGACUACGAGUCACGGACGGCCUCCGACCUGACCUUCAAGAAGGGGGACAGGCUGCAGAUCGUCAACAACACGAGAAAGUACAGCUUCAGGGAAGGGGACUGGUGGCUGGCUCGCUCCCUGACGACCGGAGAGAGCGGGUACAUCCCCAGCAACUACGUGGCCCCAUCCGACUCCAUCCAAGCAGAAGAGUGGUAUUUUGGGAAGAUCACUCGGAGAGACUCUGAGAGGCUCCUGUUGAGCUUGCAGAACAGACGGGGAACGUUCUUGGUACGCGAGAGCGAGACCACCAAAGGUAAGGAGGAGGAGGUGGAGGGGGAAAACAGAUCUAAGUGAGGCGGCCAUAGUUUUGAAUCCGACAGUGUUUUGAAAGAGGUUUAGAAAGGUUCUUCCACAACUCAAUGAUUGCUACCCUGUGGAUUCAUAAAGUAUGAUUAAUCAUUACAAAACAUACAUUUUUGAUUAAAGAUAGGCCAUUAUAUCUCAAAUUAACCAAAUUUACUGCAAAACUGAAGAAAUUAGGUUGGUUUGAAGUAAUAUAUAUAUAUAUUUAUAUCCCUUUGUACCAGCCAUGCUGCUGCCAUUCCAAACUGUCUCUCACACACACACACACAGACACACGCCACACUGUGGGAUACUGUAGGAAAUCCACAUCCCAUAUGUCCCCACGCAGCAUAGCCAAACAACAGGUGACUGUAUUA
Messenger RNA from Gadus macrocephalus (Pacific cod), 1433 nucleotides. Its product is annotated as proto-oncogene tyrosine-protein kinase Src-like. The transcript is spliced from 6 exons. Gene Ontology annotation, molecular function: protein binding. Bases 433 to 1068 code for a protein of 211 amino acids. The record is from RefSeq and is a predicted model, not a curated record. NCBI's taxonomy places the organism in Eukaryota, Metazoa, Chordata, Actinopteri, Gadiformes, Gadidae.